Molecule: messenger RNA, 1150 nt
Organism: Ipomoea triloba (trilobed morning glory)
Lineage: Eukaryota; Viridiplantae; Streptophyta; Magnoliopsida; Solanales; Convolvulaceae
Product: NAP1-related protein 2-like
Exons: 10
Coding region: 91-876 (261 amino acids)
Biological process (GO): nucleosome assembly
Cellular component (GO): nucleus; chromatin
Molecular function (GO): histone binding; chromatin binding
Source: RefSeq, a predicted model, not a curated record
AUAAACGCAAGCGAAGGAGGGUUUAGGGUUUAAGCCUCUCCCUGAGUCCCAGCUCUAAAGAAGAAACAGAAGAAGAAGAAGAAGAAGAAAAUGGUGGCGGAUAAAGGGAAGAAGCAGAAGGUGGAAGAGAAAGAGGAAAACCACAUUGACAAAGAGCUCGUCCUAUCAAUCGAAAAGCUUCAAGAGAUCCAAGAUGAGCUCGAGAAGAUCAACGAAGAAGCAAGUGAUAAGGUUUUGGAAGUAGAGCAAAAGUAUAGUGAGAUACGCAAGCCUGUCUACCAGAAGCGAAAUGACAUAAUUAAAGCUAUUCCAGAUUUUUGGUUGACAGCUUUUUUGAGUCAUCCAGUCCUUAGUGAACUUUUGACUGAAGAGGACCAAAAGAUUUUCAAGUUUCUGAGUUCCAUUGAAGUGGAAGAUUCUAAAGACGUCAAAUCUGGUUAUUCAAUCAUAUUUAACUUUAAAUCCAACCCCUACUUUGAAGAUACAAAGCUCAUGAAGAGCUAUGCUUUCCAAGAAGAAGGUGCAACACAAAUUACUGCUACUCCAAUCAAAUGGAAAGAAGGCAUGCAAAUCCCAAACGGAGUUGCUAAUGAGAAGAAAGGAAAUAAGCGUCCUCCACCUGAGGAAAGCUUCUUUACUUGGUUCAGUGAAACCCAGCAAAAGGAUGAAGAUAUGGAUGACAUUCAUGAUGAGGUUGCUGAGUUAAUCAGGGAGGACUUAUGGCCCGACCCUCUCUCUUACUUCAAUAAUCAGGAAGCUGAUGAUGAAGAAUUUGAGGGUGAUGAUGAGGAGAAGGGCAGUGAUGGCUCUGAAGAUGAUGAAGAACAAGAUGGCGGUGAUGAUGACGAUGAAGAUGGUGACGAAGAUGAAGACUAACUGUUUCUACCAUGUGCUUUUUAGUUUGAGUUAUCCUCACUUUUUUGGGUACUGUGACUGUAUGUAAUAGGGUGUUGAAUCUUCUGGAAAACCAACCAAAACUGAAAAUGACGGGGAUUUUUUUUUUCUUUUUUCAGAUUCUAUAGGCAUCUAGUUACCUUAGCUGUGUGCUGAAUUUUUUCUCUUGAUAUCCUUUGUUUUAAGAAUCUUGUGCACAUUGCUUCUGUUAGCAUGCAUACCUAUGCCUAAUUUACUGGACCAAUUGAUAUCUCAA